Messenger RNA from Penicillium robsamsonii, 2361 nucleotides. RefSeq names its product origin recognition complex subunit 1. Gene Ontology annotation, molecular function: ATP hydrolysis activity; chromatin binding; ATP binding. The coding region runs from base 1 to 2361 and encodes 786 amino acids. Gene Ontology annotation, cellular component: nuclear origin of replication recognition complex. The record is from RefSeq and is a predicted model, not a curated record. Gene Ontology annotation, biological process: DNA replication initiation; mitotic DNA replication checkpoint signaling. The transcript has 3 exons. NCBI's taxonomy places the organism in Eukaryota, Fungi, Ascomycota, Eurotiomycetes, Eurotiales, Aspergillaceae.
AUGAGCGAUAGCGAUUCAGACUCUUCGCAGAGGCGCACUGCCCGCGAGCGCGCCCAAUGGAUGACCAAGGGAGCUCUGGUUCGAGACGAUUCCGAUGAUGAACUAGGCGUCGAGGACCUUCCGUGGCACUGGAUUUACGAUACAAAUGAAGAGACUACCCAGGAAACCAAGGCCAACAAUGAAACCCCCGCAAAACGUAGCCGAAGACGAUCUUCCCGUCCCGCCCGCCAAAAACGCAAAAUCAUUGGUGCACGGAUGGGUCAAUUCCAUUGCAAAGUGGGCGAUGUGAUUCUCUUGAAAUCCCCCGAAGCUGGAAAGGACUGGGUUGGCAUCAUUACGGAAUUCCUGGAAGAGGAGGACGAAGAUGAAGAAGAUGAGAUUGUCAAAUCCGCCAAUAUCAUGUGGUUCGCAUCCCCCGACGAAUUCAUGGGCACGAGGAACAAGCGCCGGACCGACGCCUUAGCCAACGAGCAAUACAUCACACUCGAUUUCAACAGCAACCCCUUGACAUCAAUCAGUGGCAAAGGGACGGUCAUGUCUGAGAGCGCCUUCAGUGCCAAAUAUCCGAAUGGUCCUCCCAAGAACAAAACCGAGUUGGCGGAAUACAACAAGUGUAUUGUUUGUCGACGAGGUGUGAACCAGGUUCAAGGUCGGUAUACCGAUGAGUUUGUUUGGGAGCAAAUGUACAAUGAAGACAACAUCCAACAUCUGAUCGAUUGGGUCAGAGAUGGCUUGAAGGCUUCCAGAAAACGCAAGGCCGCGGACGAUGAAUAUGUCGAUACCAAAGAGACCAAAGAGACAAUUGUGCCGGCGACCCCGAGAAAGAGGCAGCGACUAGCAGCAACGAAUGCCACGCCACAAUCACAGCGCAAGAAGGCCCUGAUGACUCCGACCCAUAAACGGAUCGUCGUGAAAAAGCCACUUGAAUUUACUCCUCUGGGUACCCGUGUCCUAUCGCCCACGCAUUUUGACUCUCCUUACCGUCAAGCUCGGAAUUUGCUACACGUUUCCACUGUUCCGGACUCAUUACCGUGCCGCAAGACCGAGUUCAACACUGUAUACAAUCAUCUUAGCGCUGCGAUCAUGGAAGGCACAGGCGCUUGUAUCUAUAUCUCCGGUACCCCAGGCACUGGCAAGACUGCCACGGUGCGUGAGGUGGUUGCACAGCUAAACGGCGCCGUGCACGAAGAAGAGAUGGACGAUUUCAUCUUUGUCGAGAUUAACGGCAUGAAAGUCACCGAUCCGCAUCAAUCCUACUCCUUACUAUGGGAAGCCUUGAAGGGCGACCGAGUAUCACCUUCUCACGCAUUGGAUCUUCUCGAAAGAGAAUUCUCAAAUCCCUCCCCUCGUCGGGUGUCUUGUGUUGUGCUCAUGGACGAAUUGGAUCAGCUUGUCACGAAGAAUCAGUCUGUCAUGUAUAACUUCUUCAACUGGCCUGCGCUUCGCCACUCCCGCCUCAUUGUCCUGGCUGUCGCAAAUACCAUGGAUCUUCCCGAAAGAACCCUAAGCAACAAGAUCUCCAGUCGUCUCGGUUUAACCCGUAUCACAUUCCCGGGAUACCGUCACACAGAUCUGAUGGAGAUCAUCAGUACCCGUCUCGCCAGUGUACCGGGCAAUAUCGUUGACCCAGACGCCGUCCAAUUCGCAAGUCGCAAAGUAGCCGCCGUCAGCGGUGAUGCUCGACGAGCUUUGGACAUCUGCCGUCGAGCCGUUGAAAUCGCCGAGCAAGCAGCCGACGAAGCUGCUGCUGCAGAUGAGGCCAAAGACGAGACAGAAUCAUUGCCUCCCACGCCCAGCAAAACUCCCGCCCGACGCAACACAGCCAAAGCAGCCGGGGAAUCAGCUGUCGCUAAACCUCCUACGAAAGGCCAACCGGGCCGAGUCACUAUCGCCACUAUCAAGCAAGCCAUUCACGAAGCUACAUCAACUCCACUCCAACAGUCCUUGCGCUGUCUCCCGCUAUCAGGAAAGCUCUUCCUCGCCGCCCUACUGGCCCGCGUCCACCGGACAGGAAUUUCAGAAUCUACAUUUGGCGACGUCCUCGACGAAGCCCGCCGUAUCGCUGAUGCAGCUGUCGCCGUUGCUGGAGCCGCCGGCGCCGGCGUGAAGGAUUUCUUACUGGGUGGAGGCCCCAGCGCUCGCGUGCGGAGCCUGGGCCAUGCGGCCAUGUUACUCAUGAACUCGGGUGUUCUGGCGCUGGAGCAAGGCUCUGGCUCUAAGAGCGUGCUUGGUGGUACUACGAUCCCCACUCGCGGCGACCGCAGUAGUAAAGUUCGGCUCAGGGUUGCGGCGGAAGAUGUCAGGUCUGCUUUCAGGGAGGAUGCUGAGGCUAAGGGCUUUGGUUUGGGUAUUGAGCAGUGA